This is a messenger RNA of Salvia splendens (bonfire salvia), 639 nucleotides long. Its product is annotated as extensin-like. The transcript has a single exon. NCBI's taxonomy places the organism in Eukaryota, Viridiplantae, Streptophyta, Magnoliopsida, Lamiales, Lamiaceae. The coding region runs from base 1 to 639 and encodes 212 amino acids. The record is from RefSeq and is a predicted model, not a curated record.
AUGUCGUCGUCAUCGACAUCUGAGGCUAAUCCCCCAGCAUCUUCUUCAUCUUUAACUUCAACAGAUUCUCCUCCAUCUCCUUCUUCAACAUCACCUCCAUCAGAACCAACACCGCCUCCGCCCACUCCUCCCGCAUCAACGCCUCCUCCGCCCUCUCCGUCAUCAUCACUCCCGCCCCCAGCAGGCACCCCUCCCCCUACCACCCUUCCCGCAACAUCCAAUUCCCCUCCCCCUUCGCCUCCCGCAACAACAAACUCCGAAUCUCCUCAGCCGCCAGCUUUCACCGCCACUCCUCCCACCCAAACGCCCCCAUCUCCGACAUCCCCCUUGGCUGCCUCGCAAAAUCCUCCCACACAAGUAGCUAAUUCAUCUCCAUUGCCUGCUAUUCCUCCACCCCAACCAAUACCUGUUUCUCCAGAACUUCCUACCUUGCCUUUUAAUUUCUCUCAUAACCCUCCACUCCCAGCCUCCGUUGGCUCACCCCCGACUCCUCCACCGCCUCAAAAUUCUCAGAAUGUGAACGGAUUUAUCAUCGCCAGAGUUGGCGCGGGAGGUACAGUGAUUAUCGCACUUCUCUUGGUCAUCUUCUGCCUCGCUUGUAAUCGAACCAUUGCAAUGGCAUGGUCAGCAACCUAUUAA